AUGUUAUACCUAACACUCUCUGAGCAGCUCAUCCAAGCUGGGAAGGGGGAAGCCCUCCGGAUCAGAGCCAUCUUGCGUUCCUUAGUGCCCAUCGAGGACCUGGUUGGAGUCAUCAGCCUCCCGCUGCAGAUCCCUUCGUUUGGCAAAGAUGGCAGCGUCAUUGAACCCAAGAUGUCCGCCAGCUUUGUGCCUGACCACAAGUCACCCAUGGUGUUGUUUCUGGACCGUGUGUACGGCAUCGACAACCAGGACUUCCUCCUCCAUGUCCUGGAAGUGGGUUUUCUGCCUGACAUGAGAGCUGCAGCCUCCUUGGACACGGCAGCCUUUAGCACCACAGAAAUGGCCCUGGCCAUGAACCGCUACCUCUGCCUGGCUGUGAUGCCGCUCAUCACUAAAUGCGCCCCUCUCUUUGCUGGCACUGAGCACCGGGCUAUCAUGGUGGACUCCAUGCUGCACACCAUCUACCGGCUGUCUCGCGGUCGCUCUUUUACCAAGGCCCAGCGUGACGUCAUUGAAGAGUGCCUCAUGGCGCUGUGCAAGUAUAUAAGGCCCUCCAUGCUCCAGCAUCUUCUCCGCCGGCUGGUGUUUGAUGUGCCCAUCCUUAAUGAAUUUGCCAAAAUGUCUCUCAAGCUGUUGACCAACCAUUAUGAGCGUUGCUGGAAAUAUUAUUGCCUUCCCACUGGUUGGGCCAACUAUGGGGUCAGCUCGGAGGAGGAGCUUCACCUGACACGGAAACUCUUCUGGGGCAUCUUUGAGUCGUUGUCCCAUAAGAAAUUUGACUCCGAUCUGUUUAAGCUGGCCAUGCCCUGCUUGUGUGCCAUUGCUGGCGCCAUUCCUCCUGAUUACGUGGAUGCCAGCUAUUCUUCGAAAACUGAAAAGAAGGCUUCGGUGGACGCCGAGGGCAACUUUGACCCCAAACCUGUGGAAACACUAAAUGUCAUCAUUCCAGAGAAGCUGGACUCCUUCAUCAACAAGUAUGCUGAGUACACGCAUGAGAAAUGGGCCUUUGACAAGAUUCAGAAUAACUGGUCCUUUGGGGAAGCGUUUGACGAGCAGGCCAAGACCAAUCCUAUGUUGCGCCCUUAUAAAACAUUCUCUGAAAAGGAUAAGGAAAUUUACCGGUGGCCCAUCAAAGAGUCUCUGAAGGCCAUGAUUGCUUGGGAGUGGAUGGUCGAGAAAGCCCGUGAGGGCGACGAGGAGAAAAUGGAGAAGAAAAAAACCCGCAAAGUCUCACAGACAGCCCAGGUCUACGAUCCCAGCCAUGGUUACAAUCCUCAGCCACUAGAUCUAUCUGUGGUGACCCUUUCCAGAGAAUUACAGGCCAUGGCGGAGCAACUGGCGGAGAAUUACCACAACACCUGGGGACGCAAGAAGAAAUUAGAGCUGGAAAGCAAAGGAGGUGGAACUCACCCCUUGCUGGUGCCGUAUGACACGCUGACGGCCAAGGAGAAGGCGCGGGACCGGGAAAAAGCUCAGGAGUUGCUUAAAUUCCUACAGCUUAACGGCUACGCGGUGACUCGGGGUCUGAAGGACAUGGAACUGGACACCUCGUCCAUUGAGAAACGCUUCGCCUUUGGAUUCCUACAGCAGCUGCUGAAAUGGAUGGAUAUCUCCCAAGAAUUUAUUGCCCACCUGGGUAAGAGGCUGUCCUCUUCCUCUCCUG
This is a messenger RNA of Notechis scutatus (mainland tiger snake), 1663 nucleotides long. Lineage: Eukaryota; Metazoa; Chordata; Lepidosauria; Squamata; Elapidae. The record is from RefSeq and is a predicted model, not a curated record.